Orycteropus afer afer is the source of this 972-nucleotide messenger RNA. The record is from RefSeq and is a predicted model, not a curated record. NCBI's taxonomy places the organism in Eukaryota, Metazoa, Chordata, Mammalia, Tubulidentata, Orycteropodidae.
AUGAUCAGAAAAAACUACGCUUCACUGACUGAGUUCAUCCUGCUGGGAUUAGCAGACACCCUGGAACUUCGGAUCAUGCUCUUUUUGCUAUUUUUCGUGAUUUACACUCUUACUCUUUUGGGGAAUGUGGAGAUGAUCCUGCUGAUCAGGCUGGUCCGACUUCACACCCCCAUGUGUUUCUUCCUGGCCAAUAUGUCCUUUGUGGAUGUUUGCUACUCAUCCACCAUCACCCCAAAGAUGCUGGUAGAUUUAUUGUCUGAGAAGAAAAACAUCUCCUUUGCUGGAUGCUUCCUGCAGGUAUAUUUCUUUGUCGCCCUGGCAACAACUGAAUGCAUCCUCUUUGGGUUAAUGCCCUAUGACCAUUAUGUGGCCAUAUGUAAUACACUUCUAUACUCUUUAAUCAUGUCUAGGACAGUUUGCCUUAAAAUGGCAGCUGGGGCUUUUAGAGCAGGACUGCCGAACUCCAUGGUUAACACAAGUUAUAUAAACAGGUUACCAUUCUGUGGCUCCAAUAUCGUCCAUCACUUCUUCUGUGACAAGCCCCCUCUGUUUAAGCUCUCUUGUGCCGACACACGCCUGCAUGAGAGCAUUCUUUCCAAUUCUGCUGGUGUGAACAUGGUGGGAAGUCUGCUGGUCCACCUCACACCCUCCGCCUACAUUCUCUUCUCCGUCUUUCGAAUGCAUUCAGAGGGGAGGCGCAGAGCAUUCUCAACCUCUGCCUCCCACUUGACCGCUGUAACUCUGUUCUAUGCAACCUCCAUCUAUACUUAUCUGAGACCCACAUGUAGCUACUCCAUGAAUCGGGAUGAAGUGGCUUCUGUGUUCUACACGGUGGUGAUGCCCAUGCCGAAUCCUCUGAUCUACAGCCUCAGGGAUAAGGAGGUAAAGAAGGCUCUGUGGAAUGUAUACCAAAAAAAAAAAAAAAAAGGAUCUUUUCAUUUCUGUGAUUACCUGAUCAAUUUUCUGAAAUAA